ACUAAAAAUAAAAGUAAAUCUGUGCUAAGACUAAGAUCGUGGAAUUUAUUUGGGUCCCUUGUCCUGUGGAAAUCUCAGAUUGACUGUGCAGCUAAGUCGAUUCUUUCCUUGUCUUUUGAAGAAUUAUCAUGGACACAUCAUCUCAAGAACAUGAAGAAGGCUGGACUGCUGCGGCUGUCAACUUGCCAACUGAGGAAGCAAUAUUUGACAACAAGACAAUAAAGGAUGGAGGAAAGAGGAAAAUGGAGGAGAGGACGACAAAAGACGAGCCACAACUGAAAAGACGAGUCUCGUUAGACUCAGGUUUCUACCGAUUGCAGAGUUUUUCUGCCGAGAGGAAAGGAGAACGUGAAGACAUGCAGGAUGCAUGCACUCUGCUGGACGACUGCACAGACAGCAUCACUACACUACCACCCACUGUGUCUAGGAUAGCUUACUUUGCGGUGUUUGACGGGCACAGUGGAGCCAGGGCUUCCCGGCACGCCGCCCAGGCCCUGCACGGCAAUCUCUUCAGCAAGUUCCCCAAGACGGAGACGGGCCACAGUGACAAGGAGAUCAAACGCUGCCUGAUCGACACCUUCAAGCUGACGGACGAGGCCUUCCUGAAACAGGCCUCUGCACAGAAACCGGUUUGGAAGGACGGUUCCACAGCGGUCUGCGUGGUAGCUGUCAAUAACGUCUUGUACAUUGCCAACCUGGGUGACAGUAAGGCGAUGCUGUGUAGAUUCAACGAGCAGACUCAGAAGCUGUCGUUGAUCCCGUUGAGCAAGGAACACAACCCCACCAUGUACGAGGAGAGGAUGAGGAUACAGAAGGCUGGGGGCACUGUCCAAGAUGGGCGUGUGCAGGGCAUCCUGGAGGUCUCACGCUCCAUCGGCGACGGUCGUUUCAAGCAUUGCGGCGUCUCCUGCGUGCCGGACAUCAAGAAGUGUCAGCUGACCGAUAGCGACCGCUACCUCCUCCUGGCCUGCGACGGGCUGUGGAAGGGGUUCAAUGCCGAGACCGCGCUGCAGUUCAUUCAGAAAAUCCUCCAGGACAAAACAAUCAAGUCAUUACCCGGAAAGACCCUGGACGAGACCAGAUUUGACUUGGCCUGCAACAAGCUGGCCUCGGAGGCCAUUCGGAGAGGCAGCUCAGAUAACGUCACUGUAGUCUUAGUCAGCAUCUCCAAGACAUAGCAAAUGGUUGGGGGUAAUUCAGCAAGGUACCGGACUAUUUAAACAGAGCCCAGCUUUCUAAUUAGAGCAGUCUGGAUAUCGGACAGCCCUUACAUUUCGCAUUUGGGU
Messenger RNA from Patiria miniata (bat star), 1286 nucleotides. Its product is annotated as integrin-linked kinase-associated serine/threonine phosphatase 2C-like. Gene Ontology annotation, biological process: protein dephosphorylation. The record is from RefSeq and is a predicted model, not a curated record. Gene Ontology annotation, molecular function: protein serine/threonine phosphatase activity. The transcript has 8 exons. The coding region runs from base 129 to 1178 and encodes 349 amino acids. Lineage: Eukaryota; Metazoa; Echinodermata; Asteroidea; Valvatida; Asterinidae.